This is a messenger RNA of Hydatigera taeniaeformis, 483 nucleotides long. The record is from the annotation of a GenBank genome assembly. NCBI's taxonomy places the organism in Eukaryota, Metazoa, Platyhelminthes, Cestoda, Cyclophyllidea, Taeniidae.
AUGGCGCCGAACCCAGAUGAAUUCGGUCCGCGUCUGGAGGAACAACGUUGUCGUCUACUCCGACGUGGCGUUCCUGUGGGAGUUGCCAGCGGUCCAGGCAUGUGUCCACUGCCUUCAGAUCCAGGCGGUGACAGUUCUCGUUAUGGUAGCAUUGAAGUCAAAGGGAUUAGGAGCACCGCAAGCGACGAAUUCAUACGCCGUUUAGGGGUGCACGAGAUCCUUCUCCUUCUUUUUUUCGGCCUGGCCCUCUUCAUUAUUGGAUACUUUGCAGGGCGCCAAGGUCUGGCAGCUCACCUUUCUAGUGUCUUAAAAACGAUCUCUGCUAACAACUUUGCCAUUGCUAGCACCACUAGAAUCGGUCGAUUCCGAAAGUUUAUAUUUAUUGCUCUUUUUGUCUGUUUCUUGACAUUCAUUGCUGUCCUGCUUCUCGCCUCAACUACUCCCCACAUCGGCGGACUGUUGAGCUUCACUUCCCCCGGAUAA